Messenger RNA from Notothenia coriiceps (black rockcod), 3252 nucleotides. RefSeq names its product syndecan 2 (gene sdc2). Gene Ontology annotation, biological process: cell migration. The coding region runs from base 362 to 1003 and encodes 213 amino acids. The record is from RefSeq and is a predicted model, not a curated record. Gene Ontology annotation, cellular component: cell surface; membrane. The transcript has 5 exons. Lineage: Eukaryota; Metazoa; Chordata; Actinopteri; Perciformes; Nototheniidae.
UCGUCGUUAUUUCGAGUGAGCGCUGAAGGAGAGAGGAGAGCGAGCUACCGUCCUCGUGCGGAUUUCACCAAACACAAGGCGCAGGGAGGACUUUGCAAUUUAAACCGUGCGUAUUUGUAAAUAUUUUGUCAGGUUUACACACAGAAAAAGAGAGAGAAAAAAGAAGUGCCUGGAGAGAGAGAGGGGGGGAGGAAUUACCAAAACGCAACACGUAUCCGGUGGGAUCCACUCCUGAGAGAGAGAAGCGGCCGGAGUUGGAGCGAAGGGUGCAAGGAAAGCGAGAGGGAGAAGAAGAAGAAGCAGAGGGGAAACAUUUGACAUUUCACUCGCAACAACGCGUUUUAAUUCACAAAGAGGAAUAAUGAGGAACGUUUGGAUAAUUUUCACUCUCGGGCUGACCGUCUUCCUCUCCGGGGAAAGGAUAGCAGACGCAGCCAAGACUUCCUCUCAGGCUGACGACUUGUACCUGGAUGACACAGGCUCAGGAGGCUACUACCCUGAAGACGAUGAUGACUUUAACUCAGGGUCUGGCUCAGGUGUAGGUGAAGAAGUGGUGCUGGAAACAGUGACUGUCAGUAUGGUUUAUAUCGAGCCCAAUGCAGCAGAACCCACCCAGGACUCCACCAAAGAUUUCACCCCCAGGGUGGAGAUUGCCACAGUCAAAGAAAGGGACAGAGACAUCACACCCAGGAAACCAUUCAGAACAGAGGUCCCAGUGCCAGUCACAGAGGACAUGCAGAGGAACCAGAUGACUAGUACAACGAGCACCCCCGGGUCCCCCAAGGAGCCCGUCGAGGUCCGCACUGAAAACCUUUUCCAGAGGACUGAGGUGUUGGCAGCUGUUAUUGCCGGCGGCGUGAUCGGCUUCCUGUUCGCCAUCUUCCUCAUCCUCCUCCUGGUCUACCGCAUGAGGAAGAAGGACGAGGGCAGCUACGAUCUGGGAGAGAGGAAACCCUCCGGCGCCGCCUACCAGAAGGCCCCCACCAAGGAGUUUUAUGCAUAAAACCAUCCCGUCAUCAGAUCAGCGAAACCGCGAGUGACUGGCAACAACAGUCAACAGCAAACCUGUUCACACAAACAACAAGAAAAUGUUUUUGAUUUGAUUUAAGGAUAAUAGCAUAAAGGAAAGCUUUUGCAUAGAGUAUUGUAAUUAAGACCUUUUCUUUCUUCUUUAAAAAAAAAUGAAAACCAAGCAUUUCUCAUUUUAUGGCAAAUCUCAGUGUAUUUAAACAUUUUGUGUAUUAUUUGAAAAGGCUGAAAAAUGACAAAAAAAUCAGGAUCUGUAAAGGCGAGGAAACGUAUCGCAUCUGUCUUCUGUCAAAGGAGCGGUUUCUACUCGCUGACUACUUUUAACUGUAGCAGUAUGUUAUUUGUAAAGAAAAAAUGUAAACGUGGAAAUACUAGAAUUGAAUUAUUCUGUCAAUCCAACUUUCUUUUUCUUUUGUCCUAGCAUGUCUGUUGUUGAUCUCUAAAGGUGUAUUACAUUAAUUUAUCUUUUCUCUGAUGUUAAAAAAAUGCCUUUGUAGUUUUGAUGAAGCUCUUUGGUCUUCAUAUUAAUGCUGUUAACGGUCAAUGUAAAUGUCCUCCCUUCAGGUUACAAUGUUUAUUAUUUGCUCUCACACCAGUUUUUAGUCCAACGUGACCGUUUCAUUAUGUCUUUUUGUUUGUUCUCUUUCUCUCAGUGUAGCCUUUUUUUCUCUUCUUUUUUUCAAACCAGGAACAAGAUAAAAAUAAGUGUGUCAAGGCGCGAGAAAAAUCACAACUCUCGCUUCUGUUUCAUGUCUCGCUCAACUUAAUUUCUAUUUAAAUGCAUUCUCUUUCUCAUUGCCCAUUCACUGCUUUCUGCUUGGAGUGUAUGUGGAGUGUUUUGGGGUGACGUUUUCUUUCUCUGUGGCUUGUGGUGUUUUUGGCCCAUAGCCGCUCCCCCCCUCCCCACCCGAUCUAUCGCUGGAGUUUAGUCCCUGCACCCAAACUAUGCUAGCACCCUAACAUCUCCUCUCCCUCUCUGUUUACCUUCAUCACCACCUUCUUUUUAAUCAGAUUGGAUCACGGCCAGUUGAGUUCUAAACCCCCGCCAUCCCCUCAACUCUGUUUUAGCCACCCGUGUAGCCUGGUGUUAUUGUCCCUGUCCCAGUGUUGAUGCUUUAGGCCCAGAGAUCUGCUCACUGGAGGCCUGCUACUGCUUGGACACAAACACACGGGGCAGGGGCCCAAUCCCCACAUGCAGAGCACAUACCUCUGCAGCAAACAACACACAACCCCCCCAGCGCAAGAAACCUAGUUUCUCUCACAGGGAUUGAUAAAUAAGGCUACACAGAAAAUGUAAGAGUCCAGUGUUACGUCUGAAUAGUCUUUGAAAAGACACUCACAUUGAGGGCUGUGUUUUUUUUUAGUGGUCCGUGCAGGCAUUUCAAAAGAGCUUCUGUUUGGAGUUUGUUUGCCAGGUUUAAAACCCUUAGUUUGAACGCAUAUAAGGCUACUGCAAAAUAGCCACGUAGCUACAUCACAUGGGUUAAGGUCACAUGACAACAAGUUACUGUCGUUUUUUUUAAUGUUACGUCUAAUUGAACUUGCUCUUAAGAGAUGCACGUGUGUUGUCGGGCAGGUUUGUGAAGUUGCCUUUUACAGCUGUACAGUUUUGUGAAGUAGAUGCUGUCACAUCGUCUAAACUCUUAACACCACACGAAGCUCUUCAUCUCUCUACAUCUCCCUCCCACUGUUCUUCUUCUCUUCUUUAAAUAUGUCUGUGAUCCUCUUGUCAUCCACUAUCCCGUCUCCCCAUUUGUUUCCAGCUCUUUUCAUAGCACCUAUGGUACUGAAUUAUACUGAAAACCCCAAAGACUCACAGUAUUUCUCCUCCCACCACCCCCUCAGACCCAGCCCCCCCCACCAUGGCCACAUCAUGUUGUUUCCUCUUUCUCUUUUUCUUCACUCUUUUAGUUGUUUUUCUCUCUAUUAGGAGACCUGACCUUUGAGUCUAAUUGCUUAUUAGUAUAUGAAAAGAUAUAUAAAUAUAUAUAAAUGUAUAUUCACAAAUGUUUUAAACCUUCAAAGUGCCUACCAUUUGGAAAUGUUCUUGCUCAAGGAGAGCACGAGGCGGGUGUGUACACAAAGGAGGGGUGUAAACGACUUGACUGGCAUUCUGUGAGCAUGGAUGACUGUAAUGGUAACUUUUUUUUAGUCUUACAAAAGCUGACAGUAUUGUACCUAUAAGUUGAAACAACACUACUGAAUAAACAUUGUGGCCUAAUA